AUGGAAGUCCCAACAUGGACUCCUCUACCGAAAUUCGGUUAUGGCUUUGCAAUAUAUCCUUAUGCCCCGGGAGCACCACAAUUAAACGCUUCGGAUGAUCCCGCUAAAGCCACAAAUAAUGACGGUGCAUCGGACACCGCAUCAAUAAAUUCAGCAGAUUUAACUUCUCCCGCGAUUACUUAUCAAGUUCAAUUGGAAGUUGGUGAUGAAGUUUACGUGUUUGAGGAACAAGGAGCGUGGUACCGUGGCUACGUAGUCUCACAGUUACGACAGACUGAGGAACCGCAAGUUUAUGUGGGAAUAUUUCCGAUUAAUCACGUAUAUAUAAAAGAAUAUUUAGAGAAUGUGGAAUUAGGUGUACAUAAAUUUAAAGAAGAAGAAGUAGUUGAUCCUUCAUUUUCACCAUCACCCGAGCGCAAAAAAAUUCGUCCUCCGCCUCCAUUACCAUCACUCACAUGUGGAGACGAUACAAUUAGCGGUAAAACCGAACCACUUAUUGAUGAAAUUGCCAGCACAGUACGAGAAUGGAGUAGUCUUUUGCCUCAAUAUCUUGAACAACGUCGAUACAGUAUGUUCAACACUGUUAAAGAGCAAAUCAAUAAUUUAUUGCAAGGAAGACGUCAAUUACUUGCUCAAACAUUGUCACAUGAUGAAUUAAGUAAAUUAAGAAAAGAACUGAUUAAUAGACUUGUUUCGGGCAAUUUGAUCCAAGAGUUAGAUAUCAUUGUUCGUAAUCCAGAGAAAGGCUUUCUUGCCGAUGAAACUAAUAUAUCAGCAAUCCAACUUUAUCAAUUGCAGGCUCAAUUGGCAGUAAUGAACGUUGAUAAAUCCUUAUGCUCGGAUCCCCUUGCAAGUGUUACAACUGGAACACCACAGACUAACUUUAACUCUUGGUCUAAUUCACAUCAUUCCGAUAGUAGUACAAGCGGAAGUAGUGGAAAUAUUCAUGCUGCAAAAUUUUACCAUGUAUUUCUAGAUUUGAAAGCGUGGGUGGCUUCAAUAUCAACCAUCGGUGAAUAUACGGAACUUUACUUUUCAUUAUAUACCAAAACGGACGCACGGUUCAUAACAGAAGAGUAUUUUAUUAUUCUUAAUCAUAAUGGGGUGCCAAAAGAUCAAGCAAAGAUCGGGAAAAUGCGCACACUUUUCACCGAUCUUUCACCUCAUGAUAUUCAAGAUGAUAUAUUUCUAGUGUGUCGAAUUGUUCGUGCUGGAAGUAUGAAAUUGGUAGACAAAGAUAAAGAUGCACAGAAAGAAAAUGGAGCAAUGUCUGGUUUAUUUUCGAAAUCAUCAAGAGAUUCCGAAUUCAUUGAUCAAUCAACAAUUUCCAUACAAUCAAUUGGAAAAUCGACUUCUCAGGUUUUUCGCAGACCAUUUGGAUGCGCUGUCUUGGAUAUUAGUCAUCUUUUACAGGGAAAAGAAAAAGAAUCACUAAGCGAACAUGUAAUGCCAAUAUUUGUGUCGACUCAAGAAUCAACUUUCGCCACACUCCACGAGGACAUAAUUCACAAUCGCACUAAAGAAUUUGAGAAAUCAUCACGCGCUGAAAUGGUCAGUGUUUCAAUUCGUCCAUUCCACGGAGAGACUGCAACGGUUAUUAAAGAGAAUCCAGCAUUACUUCAAGGAAUUCCAAUUACAUCACGACUUGGAUUUGCGGAUGUAGUAUUUCCGGGUGAUUCUCGAAAUGAAAUUUAUCUGAAACUAUGGUCGGGUGAUUUCAGUCAAGGACGAUCUACGACUGCUAAAAAUAUUCAAGUGACUGCCGAAGUAAGAUUAAACACGGGUGAAAUAUUGGAACAUGCAAUUUCGCAAGGCUCUGGUGAACCUCAAGUGACACAAUUCGAAUCGCUCGUAUUUUAUCAUUCUAAUAAUCCAAUGUGGGGCGAACUAAUAAAAUUAAAAAUCCCGGUUGAUUUGUUUGAGCAAGUUCAUGUUUUCUUUACAUUUCGACAUCGGUCAACUAAAGACAAAAAAGAAGAUAAGAUGUUUGCAUUUGCAUAUAUGCCCUUAUUCCCAGAAAAUAGAGCAUUUAUCAGCGAUGGAAAACAUUCUCUAAUACUCUACAAACAUGAUAGGCAAUUGACCAAUCCAAGCGUUUACAUGAACUCUCCUUGGUCAAAUGCUGCGACUAUUCAAUCAGAGCCAACAUCACCCACUUCGCUUGGUCACACUCAUCAUCACAAUAAUUCGAGUACCUCAUUAGUAUCAACCGGCAGUAGUCAUCAUCAUAAAUUGAUGGUAUCAAAAGACAUUGCGAUAGUACGAACAUUUCUAUGUUCAACAAAGUACACGCAAAACGAGGUACUUUUGAAACUACUGAAUUGGGAGAAACAGUUAAAGUCAGAUGAGAACGAAAUGAUGUCUGUGUUAAAAAAAUUCACUUUUGUUGGUGAAGUGGAAAUUGUCAAAUUUCUUCAAGAUAUUUUUGAUGCGCUAUUCGGAAUAUUAGUCUCUUCGCAAAAUCAACAAAGUGAAUUUGACGAUUUGGUUUUCAACGCAUUGGUUAUCAUUCUUGCUAUCGUAUCAGAUCGUCGAUUUAUGAAUUUCCGACCUGUCUUAGACGUAUAUAUUGAAAAGCAUUAUUCAUGUGCCGCUGCUUCAUCUCAUCUAAUCCGCUCGAUGAAUCGACUUGUCUCUGAUCCCGGAAAUGUUGAUACCGCCAAAAAUCUUCGUUCUGCCGUCAAAGUUUGGCAAUAUCUUUUCAAAUUUAUUAUACGGUCUCGUGAACUUCAGCGUACAAAAGAAACAAACAUAGGUGUCAAAGGGAACUACGUUGAAGAACAAUUCAAAAAAGAUCUAUGGGCUUUAUUCAAAAGUAUCGAUCGAUUAAUGUCUCUUACCACACCACCAUCAAUAAUUGGUACUCAGACUUUAGCUUUACAACACUUUGCGUCAAUCUUUACUGAUUUAGGAAAAUGUUUCUCAUCCGAUGAUCUUGUACAAAUUGCCAUCAAGUUCACUGAAAGUGUUCGAUUACCGAAAGGCAAAUUGCUUGCUUAUAAAUUGCUGGUGAUAUUACAAUUCUGCCGAGGACCUUUAUUUGAAAAUGCAGAAUCACGAGCUACACUUUUAAGACGUAUAGUCGAAUGGGUAAAAGAUCAUAUGGGAAAAUGGGAAAAGACUGGUAAUGAUCAAGAAUCUGCUGAACGAACGCAAUGGCAAGAUGGGUUGAAGUUAUGUGUUACUAUAAUUGGAGUGACAUUAGAAAGUUUGCAGAACUCAAUUGGAAACGCAUCUGAUGAAGGGGCAAAAGAAAUGGAAAUUGAGAAUGUUUGUGUUAUUCUUCCAUUAUUGAUGAAAUUAUGCGAAUCCUACCGAGAAUUACAAUAUACAGCACAACGUAUACCGCGUGGAAGAACUGUAUCAAAUGGCACGGCACUUCAAUCGGCAAUGUCUAUGUACUCUGGAAUUCCGCCAACUCCAACGACAGGAAAUUCUUUACGAUUUUCCAAAGAUUUUUCUCUGAGUUUUAAUUUAACACCUUUAACACCGACAUUAACUUCUGGUUUAGGCGAAAUAUCAGCAGUUAUAUUGCAGAUAUUUUUCUUAACCUCUCAGCAACAAAUGAAAGAACAUCUUUUAUCACAAUAUUUUAGGGAAGGUGCCGAUUCAAUGGCUGAAUAUUUGAUUCUCUUGUUUAAAGUAGCGCAAUCUAUUCUGAUAAAUGACGCGUUCCCAGAAUCAUGGUUAAAUAUGAAUAUUAUGACGCACAAAGUUCUGCUGAAAUUACUAGAACCGGUUUCCUCAUUACUCGAAAAGAAUUAUAUUCCAAACAGAGCUAAUGCAGAUGCUUUCAAUGAGAGAUUAUGGCGUGAAUACUUUAGUUGUCUGCUCACCUUGUUAUCUAGUAAACAUUUGGUCAUUGAAAACUUUACUCCACAAAAACGUCGUGCUGUAUGGCGAUUGGCUGGUGAUAUUCGUGGUCGUGGAGCACAAUUAUUAUCUAAAUUAUGGAAGGCUAUUGGCCGGGAAAGGGGUAAAACAGGAAAAAUAGGUGGAUAUCAAGCUCAUUAUGUUAGUGCACUGUUGGGUCCAAUUUUGGAAUUAUGUCUCUCGCAUCACGAUGAAUUACGCACGUCUGCUAUAGGAGUAUUGUUUAGCAUGAUUUUGACUCAAUAUUCACUCGAUGAGAAUUUCAAAAAAAUGGAAUCGGACAUUAUUGACAACUUGGAUCGAUUAUUUAUGUCUGAAAAGAAGGGUGAUGAAAUAUCUCGUGCAUAUUUUAUUGCACAUUUAAAACGAUUAUUUGAAAAUAAAAAGACUAUCGACAAACGUCUUCGUGUGACUGUCACAGAUUUCUUGGACUCACUCGGUCAAUUCUUGGAACUUUUGCUCGGUGUACGUGAAUUGCCUGAAGGCGAAGAAUAUCAGGAUGAUCGAAUAAUGUGCACACUUAAACUUAUGAAAUUCAUUAAAUCGAUAGAACGGGAUGAAAUCUACGUCAAAUAUGUGCAUCAAUUAGUGUACAUGCAAGCUAACAGCAAUAAUUUUGUCGAAGCUGGACUGACAUUAAAACUUCACGCAGAUUUAUUCAAAUGGGAUCCGAAUUCAGAACUGGAAGCAAUUCCGGAACUUGAUUUACCAAAACAGUCACCAUUCGCAAGAAAAGAAAGAUUGUACAUUCAAAUAUUAGAUUAUUUUGUUAAAGGUCGAGCAUGGGAAUGUGGAAUUGAACUAUGCAAAGAAUUGGUUCGACAUUUAGAAUUCACCACUUAUGAUUACCAGCGACUUUCCGAUAUUCUCAAACAGCAAGCUGUCCUCUUCGAGAACAUUAUCAAAAAGGAGAGAUAUUUUAGUGAAUAUUUCCGUGUUGGAUUUUAUGGGCGCGGAUUCCCGGCUAGCUUACAAAAUCGUCAAUUCAUAUAUCGUGGAUAUGAAUGGGAAAAGAUUGGUGCAUUUUGUGAAAGAAUGCAAAACAAACAUCCACAAGCACAACUUUUGAAAUUCAAUACACCACCUCCGGAUGAUAUUUUAUAUGAUGAUGGACAAUUCUUACAGGUGACUGCCGUUACGCCUGAACCUGAUAGGGAUAAUCCAGUAUUUAAAGGUGACAUUUCAUCGUCUGUUCGCGGAUAUUACGAGCACAAUGCAGUGAAUACUUUUAGUUUUUCGCGCCCAGUUAAUAAGAAUCCAGAUGGCGUCAAAUCAAAUAAUGAAUUUCUGGAUUUAUGGACAGAAAAAACGAUUCUUGUUUCUGAGGAAACGUUCCCGACCGUACUACGCCGUUCCGAAGUUGUCAACGUGGAAUUGAUUGAAGUUUCACCGAUAGAAAAUGCUCUCGCAGCAAUGAAAGCUAAAAAUCGCGAAUUACUGGCGCUUGAAGCGAAAUAUGGUGCACAUUUAAAAACAAUUAACUUAUCAACACCGACAAGCACUAAAAUAAAUACAAAUCCACUGUCAAUGUCUUUGAAUGGUGCGGUAGAUGCUCCCGUCAAUGGUGGUGUUCCAAUGUACAAAAAAGCAUUCUUUGAUACUGAUUUCUUGACGGCUAAUCCGGAUAAAGAGCUUUUGGUUCAAAAAUUAAAAGGAGCAAUUGAUGAACAGGUUGAGAUUAUUGAUCGAUGUUUGGAAUUACAUGAUCGUCUUGUUGCUUUUGAUAUGCGUCCUUUGCAUGAUACAUUAAUAAAAUUCUUUAACAAAAAUUUUGCUGAUGAAAUAAGUCGAUUAUCGGAACGCAAAAAAGCCGCAGCAGCUGCAGAACCGCCCGCCAAAAUACUAUCUUCUCAAUUAUCAAGUUCACCUACAGAGGCAAAUUCACCGAUAACUAUUAGCAGCUCAUUUCGUAAACCAUCCCUUUAUGCGAUGGCUCCAUUUUCUGGUGAGUCAACAUCACCAGUCUCGCCAACGGCCUCUUCCAGUGCAUCAAUUAUAUCUCGGGUAGCUGCCGCUAAAUUACAAACAGCACGACCAUCAAUAAUAACACAAGGUCUAAAUAAUUAUGGCAGCAACAACAGCAGCAGCAAUAAUGAUGCCAUUAAUAGUAGCAAUAGCAUCGUUUCCAGUAACGGUAGCCACGUCACAAUCAUUUCUUCAAAUAAUAGCGGAAACAGCAGCAGCUUUAGCAACCACAAAAACAAUGAUCGUAUUUUUCAUGGAUCUCCUUCAAAUUCUUCAUCGGAUGUCGGAAGCCACAUUGAAGUUCCGUCAAGUCCAAAUGGUGACACUAUUACCGAAAUACCAAUGAUUAGUCAUCAAAGAAAGGGAUCUAUCUUGAAGGAGAGAAAAGGAUCGAUGGUAUUUGGAGAACGACGUAUGACCAUUAAGAAAUGGUCAUUGAACAGGAGUCGUAGUACGACUCGUUAA
Messenger RNA from Ambispora gerdemannii, 6303 nucleotides. The record is from the annotation of a GenBank genome assembly. Lineage: Eukaryota; Fungi; Glomeromycota; Glomeromycetes; Archaeosporales; Ambisporaceae.